GCCGCCGCCGCCCCGCCGCCGCUUGGGCGCCCGGCGAUCAGGCAGCGCGCUGGCCCGCUACGUCUCGGUGCCUGCCGGGGUCCUGCCUCCGGAGCCCGUGCGGGGAUGUGUGGGAGACCCCGCGCCGGCCGCCGCUCAGAGCUCACGGGAGGCUGAAGCCCAGAGGACCUCCAGCACCUGAGCAGAGCUGGUACUGCACGGGGAUUUUGUGGCAGUCCCGGGCAGGAUGAGUGGCGGUGCGCGCCCAUAGUUGACAUGGAUGAUGAAGACGGCCGGUGCUUGCUUGAUGUGAUUUGCGACCCUCAGGCCCUGAACGACUUCCUACAUGGAUCUGAGAAGAUUGACAGUGAUGAUCUCCUGGACAACACAGGAGAUGCAGCCAGUGCCUUUUUUGAAGGUGCUGGGCUGCACGUCCAGGAGCCCUCCGGCAACCACCUGAACGCCGAGCAGAGCCAGCCCGCCACGAGCGUGGACCUCGACUUCCUGGAGGAUGACAUCCUGGGCUCGCCGGCCGGCGGCGCCGCCGCCCUGCCCAACUCGGAGCAGCCCUGCGACAUCCUGCAGCAGAGCCUGCAGGAGGCCAACAUCACGGAGCAGACGCUGGAGGCCGAGGCCGAGCUGGACCUGGGCUCCUUCCAGCUGCCCACGCUGCAGCCCGUGGUGCAGGCCGCCUCCGACGGCACCCCGCAGAUCUUCUCCGGCGGCGCCGACCUGAUCGGGCUGCAGCAGCCCGCCGUCCUGACGCACCAGGCGCUGGUGCAGCAGCCGGUGGGAGCGGACGUGGUGAACAAGGCCAUCAGCGUGCAGCCCUUCCUGCAGCAGGUGGGCCUGGGCAACGUCACCAUCCAGCCCAUCUCCAACCUGCAGGGCCUGCCCAACGGCAGCCCCGGCGGGACGCUGGGCAUCGCGCCCAUCCAGGUGGUGGGGCAGCAGGUGAUGGCCAUCAACCAGCCGGCGCAGCAGAUCAUCGCCAAGCAGGUGCAGCCCUCGCCGGUGGCCGCCAUGCCCGUGGGCAGCUACAUCGCGCAGCCGGCGCCCGAGCAGCAGCAGGUGACGCUGGCCUCCACCGGCGUCUCGCCGCAGAGCGCCGGGCUCGUCAUCCAGAAGAACCUGCCGGCCGUGGCCACCACCACGCUCAACGGCAGCUCCAUGUUCGGCGGCGUGGCCGGCGCCCCGGCCUCGCAGCCCCUCACCGUCACCUCCAACCUGAGCAGCCCCCUGGUGCAGGCCCAGAACGUCAUCAUCCACCGCACGCCCACCCCCAUCCAGCCCAAGCCCGCGGGCGUCCUGCAGCAGAAGCUCUACCAGAUCACCCCCAAGCCCUUCGCCCCCAACAACGCCACCCUGACCAUCCAGAACGAGGCGGCGCUGCAGCAGCAGAAGGCGCAGCAGAACCUCACCUUCAUGGCCGGCAAGGCCGGCCAGAACGUCGUGCUCUCGGGCUUCCCCCAGGGGCUGCCGGCCAACGUCUUCAAGCAGCCCCCGCCGCAGCAGCCGGCGCUCAGCAAGCCCAUGAGCGUGCACCUCCUCAACCAGGGCAGCAGCAUCGUCAUCCCGGCGCAGCACGUGCCGCAGGCGGUGCUGCAGGGCCAGAACCAGUUCCUGCUCCCCGGGCAGCUGGCGGGCGCCUCCGCCGUGCAGCUCCCGCAGCAGCUCUCGGCCCUGCCGGCCAACAUGGGGGGCCAGAUCCUGACCGCCUCGCACCCCAGCGGCCAGGCCCACAUCAUCACCAGCCCGGGGCCCGGCGGGCAGCUGAUCGCCAACCAGGCGCUGCCGGCGCAGAUCCUCACCAACCAGAACAUCGCCGGGCAGCUCAACCUGGGCCAGGUGCUGACCUCGCAGAACGCCCACGGCACCGCUCACAUCCUCUCGGCGCCCAUCCAGCUCCAGCCCGGCCAGGUGGGGCAGCCGGCGCUCUUCCAGAUGCCCGUCUCCCUGGCCGGCGGCCUGACCACGCAGAGCCAGCCGGCGGUGGCCGCCUCGCUGCCCGGCGGCGCCAUCGGCCAGCCGGGCCAGACGGUGAUCCAGGGGGUGACGCUGCCCAGCCAGGUGGCCAUGCUGAACGCCGCCGAGAACCUCGGCCCCGCCGUCAGCAUCCAGCCCUCCGCCGCCGCCGCCAGCAGCCAAAGCCCCGGCCUCGUGCAGCCGCAGCCCGCCUCCGCCGCCGGCCUCCUCCCCGGCGCCGAGCAGUCCUCCAUCCUCACCGUCCAGGCCGCCCCGCAGCCGCCCGCCGCGCCGCCGCCGCUGCAGCUGAGCGUGCAGCCCCCGCCGCCCGCCCCGCCGCCCGCCCCGGCCCAGCCCAGCCCCGGCCUGGCCUCCUCCAGCCCCGAGAAGAUCAUCCUGGGCCAGGCGGCCGCCGGCGCCGUCAUCAGCCAGGACUCCAUGCAGAUGUUCCUGCAGCAGUUACCUGCAGGGCAGCAGAAGCUCCCUGGAGCCUCCCCGUCCCAUUCGCUACCUCAUCCUCCCCUGGGGGACAGCCCGCAGCUCCAGCCCGCCCACCUCCCGCAAAUGCCGUCCCCGCACGCCGCCCGGCCGCCCUCGCAGCCCCAGCCCCUCUCCCGGCCCCCCUCGCGGCCCCACUCGCGGCCCCCCUCGCAGCCGCGGCCCCCCUCCGAGCCGCUCGCCCGCUCCUGCACCCCGCAGGCGCCGCUGCCGGGGCUCUACGUGAUCCAGAACCCGCUCGGCCCCGCGCCGCCGCUGCCCCCGCUGCGCCCGCCCUCCCAGCCGCCGGCCCCAUUCCAGCCGCCCUGCGAGGGGCAGCCCCCGGCCGCGCCGCCCGACGCCCCCCACUCCCACUCGCCCCACUUCCAGCUCCAGUUCCCCCCCCAGGGGCCCGGCAAGCCCCCGACCCCGACCCCGGCCCUCCACCUAACCGCAGAGCCGCAGAGGAGCUUUCAGCUGGUGCCGAGCCAAUUCCCAACCCUCGCGGCAGUCCCAAACCCCGCUCCUCAGCAGAAGCAAAUACUGGACAGGUUCCAGCAGGUGCCGCAGGGGAUCAUCCUGCAGGCGAAGCAGCCCCCCUCCAGCCAGGCCGCCCCGGCGCUGGGCCAGUUCAGCAGCCAGCCCUCCUCCGUGCUGGUCAGCACCCAGGGGGUGACGGUGACGACCACGCCAGCCCCCGCGCACAGCCACGCGCCCGCCGCCGGCCCGCCGCCCGCCGCAGGUAUCGCCGCCCCAGCGCCCGCCGAGAGCAAAUCCUUCCCCAGCGUUCCCACGCCGAUCCCUGCCGGGAAAGGGGCCGCGGCCCAGGGGAAGCCGGGAGCGUCCCUCGCCAUCCAGCAGCCCGUUCAGGCGAAGCCCGGAGUGAUCAGCUCCGUCUCGGGCCUGAACCUCGGCAAAGGCCCCCUGCAGAUCCAGGUGGUGGGGAAGGGACUGCCGCAGCUCGUGCCCUCGGUCCCCGUGCAGACCCCGCCGCUGUAUGACAGCAAGCUCGGGAGCCUGAAGAAACCUCCCACACUACAGCCCAGCAAAGAGGCUUGCUUCCUGGAGCAGCUGCACAAGCAUCAGGGGGCGGUGCUGCACCCCGACUACAAGACCUCGUUCCGCUCCUUCGAGGACGCGCUGCAGCGGCUCCUGCCCUACCACGUCUACCAGGGGAUGCUGCCCUCCGCUCAAGACUACAGGAAGGUGGACGAGGAGUUCGAGGUGGUGUCUGCCCAGCUGCUGAAGCGCACGCAAGCGAUGCUGAACAAAUACCGCCUGCUGCUGCUGGAGGAGUCUCGGAGAGUCAGCCCUUCGGCGGAGAUGGUGAUGAUCGACCGCAUGUUUAUCCAGGAAGAGAAGACCAUGCUCGCGCUGGAUAAACAACUGGCCAAGGAGAAACCAGACGAGUACGUCUCGUCGUCGUCCCGCUCGCAGAGCCUCUCCUCCUCGGCGGCCCUGGCCUCCGCCUCCGGCGCCGCGCCCGCCUCCGAGAACCCCAAGGCGCCGGCGGCGCAGACGGCCACGCAGAUCAACCCCACCAAGCUGGUCAUCAAGCACAGCGGCGGCUCGCCGUCGGUCACCUGGGCCAAAGCCUCCCCGGCGCUGGACGGCGACGAGGACGCCCUGCCCUCGAGGAGCAAGCCCCCGAUCAAGACGUACGAAGCGCGCAGCCGCAUCGGCCUCAAGCUGAAGAUCAAGCAGGAGGCCGGCCUCAGCAAGGUGGUGCACAACACCGCGCUCGACCCCGUGCACCAGCCGCCGCCGCCGCCCCCGCCCGUCUGCAGGGUGAUCAAAACGGCCGAGCAGCACGCGCCCCCCGCCGCCGCCGCCUCGCAGAUGAACGGCACGGUGGAGCACGUCGCCCCGGCCCCCGCCGAGAAGAAACCCGCCGUCACCUACUGCCGGCUCCCCCUCCGCAAGACCUACCGCGAGAACGUGGACGCCUUCGUGGCCGAGAAGCCCGCUGCCGACGCCUGCCCCAAGGGCGGCGCCCCCAAAGCCGACAAGGUCCCCGGCGCCCUGGGGGUGAAGCAGGAGGACGGCUCGCGGAGCGUCAUCACCUCGCACAAGGCCCCCGCGGCGGCGGCGGCGGCGGAGAAGAGCCGGCCGGAGGAGAGCUCCAAGCUCCUCUUCUUCAGCAGGAGCGACGCCCGCUCCCUCGUGCUGCAGGACGGCGCUGCCCCGCAGAAGAGCGACGACUCGACCAGUGGCCUUAUGAAGGAGCUCGCCGAGGUGGAGGAUGAGUUCUACCGCGGGAUGAUCAAAACGGAGCCCCCCGACCACGGCGCGGGCUCGGAACUCGCCUGGGAGGUGCCGCUGCCCCCGGCCAAGCGCAGGAAGUCGGAGUCCUUCGACGUGGACAACGCCAGCUUCUCCAGCGACAGCCCCCAGGACGACUCCCUCAACGAGCACCUACAGAGCGCCAUCGACAGCAUCCUCAACCUGCAGCAACCUCAGACUGGGGGCCAGAGCACCCGGACGCCCUCCUCCUCCUACAACUCCUCCUCCUCCCCCUUCUCCUCGCCCGUCCACCGCACGGACACGUACCUUGCCCCCAGUCACAACGGCGGCCUUGGAGCGAGGACGUUGAACAGAUAACAGCGAGCGGAGCGGGAGCAGGGCGGCGAGCGAGGACCCACGGAGGAGCUCGUGCCGGCCGCGCGCUGCGGGGCAGCACCGGGGCUGUCCCCCGGAGCCCCCCCCUCGUCCCGGCCAAGGGGAGCGGGGAGCGGAGGGCGCCCCGCCGGCGCUUCCCGGUGUUUAUAGGACGGGGCCCGGCUGUCGGAGCGCACGCGCCGGGGCCGGAGCUACGCCGCUCGCCUCGGCGACGUCACGGCAAGUGCGGAGCGGCCGAGCGCGGGGGGCGGACUGGCGGGGCCCGUAGGUGUUGUUGGCUGUGUAAUUUAGAUUCUGUAACAAAUGGCUAAUCUGA
Messenger RNA from Cygnus olor (mute swan), 5356 nucleotides. RefSeq names its product BRD4 interacting chromatin remodeling complex associated protein (gene BICRA). NCBI's taxonomy places the organism in Eukaryota, Metazoa, Chordata, Aves, Anseriformes, Anatidae. Gene Ontology annotation, cellular component: SWI/SNF complex. Bases 256 to 5022 code for a protein of 1588 amino acids. Gene Ontology annotation, biological process: positive regulation of DNA-templated transcription. The transcript has 15 exons. The record is from RefSeq and is a predicted model, not a curated record.